This is a messenger RNA of Drosophila navojoa, 1134 nucleotides long. It is a transcript of the gene Coq9, whose product is annotated as ubiquinone biosynthesis protein COQ9, mitochondrial. Lineage: Eukaryota; Metazoa; Arthropoda; Insecta; Diptera; Drosophilidae. Gene Ontology annotation, biological process: ubiquinone biosynthetic process. Gene Ontology annotation, molecular function: lipid binding. The record is from RefSeq and is a predicted model, not a curated record. Gene Ontology annotation, cellular component: mitochondrial inner membrane.
UUGCCGCAUGCUGAAUGGCGCCCGAAAUAAAUACCAGAAGAAGAAGCAAAUAUCAGUUGAGCAGACAACAUUUGGAGCGCUAAAAUGGCAAAUGUGCGCUGUUUGCAAAAAGUAAUUCGCCUACAAAAGUUUGUGCUGCCAAUCAAUGCACAAGGCUGCUGGCUGGCCAUUAGCACCGCUACACCCGCCGCCGUGCUCACACUGCAACAGCAGCGCCCAGUUUUGUUGCCCGGCUACGCUGUGGGACGCAGCUACUCCUCGAGCAGCGACAACCUGGAUGAGUUUCGGGCGCGUGAGGAGCAACGCGAGAGGGAGCGCGAUGCAGCUGAGCAGAAGGCGUAUAAGGCCACACAGAGCGAUGCGGGCGGCGGUGCUGGAAUAGGUGGCGGUGGUGCGCCACCCGACGCGGAGCAGUCAGCCAAGCAGGCCAAGGUGGAGGCCAUACGAACGCGUAUACUGGAUGCAGCGCUGCUGCAUGUGCCGGAGCUUGGCUGGACCAAGCAGGCGAUCGUCCAGGGCGCCGAGGAGAGCGGCUUUCCGAGCGUCGUCCAUGGCAUGUUUCCCGAUGGCGGCUUUGCGCUCGUCUCCCAUUUCAAUGGCAAGUGUAAUGCGGAGCUGGUGCAGAGUCUGCAGAAGAAAACGGACAAUGGCCAAAAGGAGGUCGGUGAUCCGCUGGAUUUCCUAGUCCAAGCGGUGCGCCAGCGCCUCAGCAUGAUUGAGCCAUUCAAGAAGCAAUGGCCCCAGGCCAUGGCACUGAUAGCGCAGCCGGCAAAUGCAUCCACAGCGCUGGCGCAGGUGCUCACCCUAGUCGAUGAUAUUUGCUACUAUUCCGGCGAUCGUUCCGUCGAUUUUGGCUGGUAUACGCGUCGGGUUGGCUUGGCCACCAUUAUGAAGAUGACGGAGCUGUAUAUGCUGCAGGACACCUCAGCUGGACACGCUCAGACGUGGGAGUUCCUCAAGAAUCGCAUGGAUGAGGCUGUCCAGCUGCAGAUGGCUUUGGCUCAAACUGAGGGCAUGACGCAGACAUUUCAACGUUCCUUUAACUCUGCUUUCAUCACGGCGCGCAACAUACUCGGACUUGGCUACAGUCGUCACUAGCUAAGCUGCACAAAAAAUCAGCGAAUGUCCAAAGAA